Molecule: messenger RNA, 6960 nt
Organism: Peromyscus leucopus (white-footed mouse)
Lineage: Eukaryota; Metazoa; Chordata; Mammalia; Rodentia; Cricetidae
Product: zinc finger protein 709-like
Exons: 5
Coding region: 3588-6107 (839 amino acids)
Biological process (GO): regulation of transcription by RNA polymerase II
Molecular function (GO): RNA polymerase II cis-regulatory region sequence-specific DNA binding; DNA-binding transcription factor activity
Source: RefSeq, a predicted model, not a curated record
AAUAUGGGCAUAACCCCAUAAUGGUCAGGAAUUUGUCUACAAGAAGCUCUAAACCCUUUGAGGUUUUAUGUUUUAAUUUUAGUUUUAGGUUUGAAUUAGGCCUUUGAGGAAAGUUGUUAGAGUCUUUAAAGACUUGUGACAGAAGUGACUGUUAGCUUCUGGAACUAGAGAUGCCUCACACUUAAAGGGGAACUUAUGAGAUGUAGGGAUGUAUAGUAGAGAUAAGGGAGGAUAUUUGGGGCUCUGGACAUUCCUGGACAUUUAUAGGGCAGGGGAUUGGUAUUAUGAAUAUUUUAGGGUCCCAGGACCCUUCAGAUGUUAUAAAUGGGACUGGAGGUCGGAUGCAAUGCCCCUACCUAGGAAGGGAAUCAGACAUCUGGGUAGAACCAAAAAGCGAAUGAAAAGUUGUUUAUCAUACACGUUAAGAGAAGAUUAAAGUAUGUUGGUUAGAGUUUGCCAUUAAUGCUAGAGAGGAAGAUUGAGGACAGAAAUGUUAAAUGUUGUUGAACCAGGUAUGUGUUCACACGGGUCUGAUCUAUGGAAGAAGACAUACUUUAAGGAUGUCUUUAGCCUUUCCAGCUGCAGGGGAAAUCAGCCUCUCGCAGGACUGAGACAACUUUCUUUAGCCAAGGUCAUUUUUAUUAUUAUUCAAAUUUACACUUCUAGCAAGUUGAUUUCCAUAGUCCCAAAACAUGCUGAUGAAGCCAGAGGUAGAAGGCCAAAUGCAAAUACUCUAUUAAGGAAUAUCAUGGUUUAAGGAAUAUCAUGGUGUGUGAAUUUUUCCCAAGCAAGUUUUGCAUAUACUUUGUACCCUUGGGAAGCUCUCAGGCAAAAUUCACAUAGAGGGCAACAAGAGAAACCAAAGAUAACUGCUAAACAAAAGGUGAAUUAGGGUUAGGUACUAACUCUUUGGAGCCAGACCCAGGUGUAGUUUAGUGGGAAUUCUUCCAUCAGUUAAAUCAGAAAGAUAAUGGGGGGAGGGGGCAUUAUAGCUCCUAUGUUGGUAGUCUAGUCAUAGCCCUUGCCAUAUAUCUUCAAUAAUCUGAAGCUCAUGCAUAGAGUCCCAAGGAAAACUUGGGAGCCUGUAUAACCCCAGGGUCAUUUUUUCAAAGGAGAAAUUUCCUUAUUGUCUAGGACCAAAGUAAGGAUAUCAUCAAUUUUCAUGUUUGACCCUAGUAUGAAAUUUUUAGAACCAGGAUGGCCCACUCAUGAGAGGGGGGCAGUUAUGAUUCUAAUGGCCCUCCAAUUUGCAAUUUAGACAUAGUCUCACAGGAGGUUUAUUAUAGCUGGAUUAUUUUAUGCUUUCACAGCUGAAAUACUGUGAUUGACUACAAGAAUAAUCAGAGUGGCUCAUUUGUUCCAAAGCUAAGUUAGUUCCCUUAAACUGAGAAGGGUGCCUUUAAAUGGAAUACUUGGACUUUCUGAAAUGGUUAGGGAAUGGGAAGUUGCCACAGAAAUCCAUUUAAUCUCCUGGUUUGACUUUUCUGGCCUUUGAUUCUUUUUAAUUACUAAAUAAAGCCUUGAAGGCUGUAUCUGUCUAGAAAAUAGGAAAGGAGUUCAGUAUCCCUGUUCUGAAUUUUGAAACAUAUCUAAUAUCUGAAGAAGUUUUAUAAAACGUACAGGUAGGUUGCCUUUGGCUCUCUUGUCUCUUAAGACUCCAGGUUAGUGUAUUGGUGCAUGAUUUCAACCAACCUGUAUUAAAAUGAAAAAAAAAAAAAAAAAAACAGGGUUCUUGGGCGGUUCCUUUGUUAUGUUCCAUAACAUAGUUAUGUUAAUUGUUAAUGAAGCUGAUAGCAGCCUUUUCUUUCUAAGAUACAGGGAAUCAUGUAUUCCUGAGGGUCCUUUUCCCCAUUGUCUCCCAAGUAGGAAUUCUGAUACAAUUAUUUGGGUUUCCUGUCAAGGACUGUAAAGGAACAUGUCUUCUCUGUUAUCCGGGUUAAGACUAUGGCUCUCAUCAAUUCAGCUGUCUGCUAAAAUGUAGGUAUGAAACCUCUUGUACGCAUAUAGCAAGUGGUUAGAAUGAUAUAAAUAGGGACUGGAGAGAUGGUUCAUCAGUUAGGAGCACUGGCUGCUCUUCCAGAGGACUCAGGUUUUAUUGCUAGCACUCACAUGGAGCCUCAUAACCAUCUAUAACUCCAUUCCAAGGGGCUCUAGUUCCCAGUUAUGUUCUCCAUGGGCACCAGGCAUGCAUAUGGUGCACAUACCUGAGUGUAGGCAAACAUACAUAUAAAAAUAAUUAAAAAAAUAAAAUGUUGUAGAUAUAAUGUCUAGAUUAGGUUAAAAAACUACAAUUAGCCUUUUGAAUUCCUUAAUGAAGAUAGGAAUUUUGGGCAAAUUGAUCAUAGUUGUUAGAUUUGGGGCAUAUCAAAUGGGGAAAGAGACAUAUGCCUAGAUGGUGCUGAGAUCCCCACUACCCACCUCACCAACAAUAUAUAGAUUUGGUUUUGGAGACAGGGUCUCACCAUUUAGUUUUGGCCUGGAACUUGCUAUAUUGACUCAAAUUCAGAGAUGGGUCUACCACUGCCUCUUUAAUACAGGGAUUAAAGGUAUGUACCACCACACCCAGCACAAAGAAUAUUUUCUGAGGGUUAGAGUGUAGCUUUUAUUUGCUUCCUGUGUUCUCUAUGUCAAACUCUUAGGUGAGUAUGUGGGAGGAGAGUGUAUCUGGGUUAGGGGGAAGAGUUGUGGGAGACUUACAGAUGGAGAGAGAGGCAGUUGUCAGAACAAGAGAAAUAAAGUCUCUUAAAAUUGUAGACUACAGUUAGCUGUCUUCCCUCCUCCCCCAUCAACUUAAAAUACCAACAAAAAAUUCCUUUGGCCUGUUCCUAUCAGUUGUGAAUGGGAAGCAUUUCUUUUUGCAAGGGCCCAAAAGGACUUCCUUAGCUUGUCCUGUCAUGGGAGAUAGUAGUCUGGGCUGAAGCUUAAAGGCUUUUGGACCUUGUUUGAGAGUCUCCUAAAUCAGAUACCUUUAGCUGACCACCAGAAGCACCAUAGGUAACAAAAGAGUCCCUUUGUAAGCCAUCAAAAUGCUGGGUGAAAGAGCAUAGGAAGCCAAUAACAGUCAAUCAAAAGGAUUACCUAAGACAUGCAUAGACAAAGAGUUUAUUGAAAUACAAAAGGAAGCAAUAAGCCCACAGAGGGAGUUGUGUAGAUGAGAGGGUGAAGGAGUUCUUUUCCUAACAGUUAAGGGAAAGUGAUUUGAUUUUAUAUUAUGUGGUUCGUAUCUGGGGGGAUAUGUGAAUAUCUUACCUUGUAGAGUAGUAAAUUUUGCAGUUUGUUUUUUUCUUUAAGCUGUAUAUUUUUUAUAAUGUGCCACUAAAUCUCCAAAGUAUGGAAAUCUGCUUUUGUUUUUGGCCCUUUGUGUCUACAGAGUAGUUUGAAAGUCUUUGGCAUAUGCAAGGCAAGCCAUCACUUUACUGUUUAGAAGGCUGACAAUUGCUAAACACUUGGAUUAGGAGAAAGCUGGAAAAUUAAUUAUUGGUGACUGCUAAUAAGAUGUUUUGGCCUUUGAGGAUGUGGCAGUGAAGUUCAGCCAGGAAGAAUGGAUUUUGCUGGAUCCUUCUCAGAAGAAGCUAUACAGAGAUGUGAUGCUGGAAACCUGCAGUUACCUUACUUUUAUAGGCAUCAAAUGGGAAAACCAGAAUAUUGAAGAGCAGUGCAAACAUUCUUGGAGAUAUCUAAGAAAUUAUAUGGUAGAUGCAGUCUAUGAGGAUAAAGAAGGAGGUCAUCGAGAAACCUUUACCUGGAUACCAAAUCUUCAUAGUAGCACAAACAUUUCUACUGGAAUAAAACCAUUUGAAUGUGGUGUCUGUGGAAAAGCCUUCAUUUGUCAAUCAGCCUUUAAUGAGCACAUCAUGUCUCACUUGGGGGACAAACCAUCUGAACACAAAUAUGGUUCAUUUGGAAUACAGCAGCAAAGUCACAGUUGUGAAAAAUCCUGUAAGCAAUGUGGAAUGGCCUUCAUUUGCACCUGUUCAUUUUCUGUAGAUGGAAGAACCAACACUGAAGACAAAUGUUAUAAAUGUACACAAUGUGGUAAAGCUCUGAGUUCUUCUAGUUCCCUUCAAAAUCAUAAAAGAGUUCAUACUGGAGAAAAACCCUAUGAAUGUGAACAAUGUGGAAAAUCCUUUAGACAUCAAAGUUCAUUUCGAUUACACAAAUUAACUCAUAUUGGAGGGAAACCCUAUGAAUGUAAACAAUGUGGGAAAGCUUUCAGAUGUUACAAUUAUCUUCGAUUACAUGAAAUUUUUCAUAUUGAAGAAAACCCCUAUGAAUGUAAACAAUGUGGGAAAACCCUCUGUUCUCCCAGUUCUCUUCGAUUUCAUGAAAGGAUUCAUAAUGCAGAAAAACUUUAUGUAUGUAAACAGUGUGGUAAAGCUUUCAAAUGUCAAAGUUACCUUCGAAUGCAUGAAAGAACCCACAAUGCUGAAAAAUGUUAUGACUGUAAACAGUGUGGUAAAGCUUUCAGAAGUCACUGUUCCCUUCAAAGACAUAAAAUAGCUCAUCCUAGGAAAAAAACUUAUGCAUGUAAACAGUGUGGUAAGUCCUUUACUUACGCAUAUUUACUUCAGACACAUGAAAGAUUUCACACUGGAGAGCAACCAUAUAAGUGUAAGCUGUGCAGUAAAGCCUUCCUUUGUUCCCCUCUUCUUCAGAGACAUAAAAGAACUCAUACUUGGGGAAAACCCUAUACAUGUAAACAGUGUGGUAAAUCCUUCGGAAGUCACAGUUCCCUUCGAUUGCAUGCAAGGGCUCAUACUGUAGAGAAACCUUAUAAAUGUAAGGUAUGUAGUAAAGCGUUUUUAUGUCCUCCUUUCCUUCAAAGACAUGAACGAGCUCACAUUGAGCAAAAGCCUUUUGAAUGUAAGCAAUGUAGUAAAAUCUUCAGGGAUUGGAGUACCUUCCAAGUACAUGAAAGAUCUCAUAUUGUAGAAAAGCCCUAUAAAUGUAAGCUAUGUAGUAAAGCCUUUUUUUAUCUCUCUUCCCUGGAAAGACAUGAAAAGAUUCAUAAUGGAGAAAAACAAUAUGCAUGUAAAUAUGCAUGUAAACAAUGUGGUCAGUCCUUCAUUUUUCCUUGUUUACUUGAGAGGCAUUUAAGAACUCACACUGACGGAAAACCCUAUGAAUGUAAGCAGUGUGGUAAAGCAUUUAGAAGUCUCACUUAUGUUCACAUACAUAAAAGAACUCACACUGAAGAAAAACUGUAUACAUGUAAACAGUGUGAUAAAAGUCUCAGUUGUCCCAGUGCUCUCCAGUUACAUGAACUAACUCAUACUAGAGAAAAACCCUAUGCACGUCUGCAAUUUGAUAAAACCAUCAGAAAACUCAGUUAUUUUCAAGUAUCUGAAAAGACCCAUACUGAAGAAAAAGCUUAUGAAUAUAAGCAAUGUGGUAAAAUUCUCGAUUGUUCAAGUUCCCUUCAGCUACACGAAAGAAUCCACACUGGGGAGAAAUCACAUGAAUGUAAACAAUGUGGUAAAACCUUCACAAUUCUCAGUAGUCUUCGAGUGCAUGAAAUAUCUCACAGUAAUGAGAAACGUGGUAAAGUUUUCAGUCUUAGUAAUAUACAUGAAGGAAAGAAAGCUGAAGGAAAUCCAUCUGAAUGUAAGCAGUGUGGCAAGUCCUUUGUUUCUCGAUAUUUACUUCAAAUGCAUGAAAAGUCUCAUUCUGCAGAGAAACGCUAUGAAUGUAAGGUAUGUGGUAAAACCUUCAUUUAUCCCUCAUUUCUUCAAAGACAUGAAAGAACACAUACUGGAGAAAAACCUUAUGGAUGUAAACAAUGUGGUAAGGCCUUCAGAGUACAGAGCUCCCUUCGAUUACAUGAAAGAACUCAUUCUGAGGAAAAACCUUAUGAAUGUCAACACUGUGGUAAAGCCUUCUGGCGUCUCCCUUCUCUUCAAGUACAUGAAAGAAUCCAUACUGGAGAAAAGCCCUUUGAGUGUAAACAAUGUGGCAAAACUUUCAGAUGUCACAGCUCCCUUCAGAGACAUGAAAGAACUCAUAGUCAUGAAAAACCAUAUGAAUGUAAACAGUGUGGUAAGGCCUUUAGAUGUCACCGGUCCCUUCAAAGACAUGGAAAAACUCAUGCUAGAGAAAAAGCCCUAUGAAUCUGAAUAGUACAAAAACUUGUAGACUUUAUAAUUUCCUUCUAAUAUUUGAAAAUACUCCUGAGAAAAAAAUCUGGUAGUUUAAAAUGAGGUGAAAGCUUCAGUUUUUGUUUUUAAACCAUAGACUUAUGGAGAAAGAGCUAUCAGUAAUAUAUGUUAAGAUGUUCAGUUCCAAGCUGGGCAUGGUAGUGCAUGCCUUUAAUCCUAGUACUGGGGAGGCAGAGUUGGGCAGAUAUUGGAGUUCCAUGCUGGCCAGGGAUACACAGAAAAACCUUGUCUUAGAAAACAAAACAAAGAUGUUCAAUUCCAUUUGAAAACUUGGACACCUUUGGUGGAACACCUUAAGAAUGUAAUGUGAGGAUACCUAAUUUUUCAUAUGUCCUCUUUGGUAAUGCAAACAGGUAGCUUUUAUAAGAAUGGAUGUUGGGUUGAAACUAGUUUGAAAAGUAAAGCUUGUAAAAUUUUAACAGUAAAAGUCAUGAAGACUAUUAGAAGUAAAUUUUAAGUAUUUUGAAAUCCUGAUGAAAAUUAACCUAUAAAGUUCAGAUUUUUAUAACAUAAAUGUAAUGUUAUAUAGAUAAUGAAUAUAUUGUGUUUAUAAGGAAUUUGCAUUUAAUAAUGGUCCUAGAAAGGCUUGGUGGUACAAGCCUGUAGUGCUAGCUACUUAGGUGGCUGAUGGAGGAGAAUUGCAAGUUCAGGACUUGCCCUGUUUUGCAAUCAAAAGCUGAAGAGUACUGGAAAUGUUCGUUAGGUAGAAUACUUGCUGGGCACACAUGCAACUAUAAGUUCUGUCCCCAGUACUCUCAUCAAAAGAAUAAGAAUGUCCCAAAAAAAUGAGUUGCCAUUUCUUUUA